Molecule: messenger RNA, 2068 nt
Organism: Ceutorhynchus assimilis (cabbage seed weevil)
Lineage: Eukaryota; Metazoa; Arthropoda; Insecta; Coleoptera; Curculionidae
Source: the annotation of a GenBank genome assembly
AUUCGCUCCAGGCGACGCUUUCAGCGACGGCGACAGUUCACUUCCAGCAGCCAUCGAGCUUAGCCAGCAGCAAAGACAGUCAGCAGUUUUUAAGUUUAGCUUUCGCCGAAAAAAAGCUUCAUCAUGAGGGAAAUUGUGCACUUACAAGCCGGCCAAUGUGGAAACCAAGUUGGUGCCAAAUUUUGGGAAGUAAUUUCCGAAGAACACGGUAUAGACCCCAGCGGUGUUUACAUGGGUGACAGCGAUUUGCAAUUGGAAAGGAUUAGCGUCUACUACAAUGAAGCCAGCGUUGCUUCAAGUACAAGUGGUGGAAAAUAUGUUCCAAGAGCCAUACUCCUCGAUCUGGAACCUGGUACCAUGGACGCUGUCCGAUCAGGAAAAUACGGUAAACUAUUUAGACCGGAUAAUUUUGUGUUUGGACAAUCAGGUGCCGGUAAUAAUUGGGCCAAAGGACACUAUACAGAAGGAGCUGAACUCGUAGAUGCAGUACUAGAUGUAGUUAGGAAAGAAGCUGAAAACUGUGAUUGCUUACAAGGUUUCCAACUUACACACUCACUGGGAGGUGGUACCGGAUCCGGUAUGGGAACGUUAUUGAUCUCUAAAAUCCGUGAAGAAUAUCCAGAUAGAAUCAUGAAUACAUAUUCAGUAAUGCCUAGUCCAAAAGUCUCCGACACAGUGGUAGAACCAUACAAUGCCACACUGUCAGUACAUCAACUUGUAGAAAAUACUGAUGAAACUUAUUGUAUCGACAACGAAGCUCUCUACGACAUUUGCUUUAGGACUUUGAAAGUACCCAAUCCAAGUUAUACGGAUUUGAAUCAUCUAGUUUCUUUGACAAUGUCCGGAGUUACCACAUGUCUUAGGUUCCCUGGUCAACUAAAUGCUGAUCUGCGUAAACUAGCCGUUAACAUGGUACCAUUCCCGCGUUUGCAUUUCUUCAUGCCAGGAUUUGCACCUUUAACAUCCAGAGGAAAUCAACAGUACAGAGCUCUGACAGUGCCAGAACUUACUCAGCAAAUGUUUGAUGCUAAGAAUAUGAUGGCUGCCUGUGAUCCUAGACAUGGAAGGUAUCUUACCGUAGCUGCAGUGUUCAGAGGUAGAAUGUCAAUGAAAGAAGUAGACGAACAAAUGCUGGCGGUACAAAACAAAAAUAGUAGCUACUUUGUCGAAUGGAUUCCGAACAACGUAAAAACUGCCGUAUGUGACAUUCCACCCGUUGGUCUUAAGAUGUCCUCAACAUUUAUAGGAAACACUACAGCCAUCCAAGAACUCUUCAAACGUAUCUCAGAACAGUUUGCCGCUAUGUUCAGAAGAAAAGCUUUCCUACAUUGGUACACUGGCGAGGGUAUGGACGAAAUGGAAUUCACAGAAGCUGAAUCCAAUAUGAAUGAUCUGGUCUCGGAGUAUCAACAAUACCAAGAAGCCACUGCAGAAGACGAUUAUGAAGCUGAAGAGGAACCUGCUGGCGAUGACUUUAACUGCCAAUAGAUUUGUUCACAUACUAUUCAAAUGAAAUUUAACUUAUUUUUUGUUAGUUUUAAAUUAUUAUUAUCUGAUGUUUUAUCAUGGGGACCAGAGGAGCCUAAUAUUACCAUUGCCUGCUAUAUCCAAAAAAUAAAUUAAGUGCCUUUUAGGUGUAUCUUUUAUAAUAUAUUAUAAGGCCUUUUUCAUAAAAAAUCAUUCAUUUUUCCUUUUACUUUGGCCCAAAGAAUAAUUAGUUUUUAAUAUCUUCACUGAAAUUGAUGAAGUGUGCGAUUAAAAUUACUCUUUAGAUAGUAAGUAGGUACUUAUAAUCGCAUUCUAUAUUAUAAUAUACCUUUUGGUAGGCACCUUUAGAGUGUUAGAAGCUAGUCUGAAAUUUUCUUCAAUAUUACUUAUAAUGUUUAUUGCUAAUUUUGUCUAUUUAUUUAAGUGUUUUUAUAAUUUUAUAAUUUUCACACUGUUUUGGGCGGAAUAUUUUCAAAAUGUACGUUUUCAUAAAUCUCAUUCGUUUUGUAUUUCUGAUGUAGUUUUUAAAAAUAAAGACUGAGUUUUGCAGUAAAAAUUAUAUUUCUUUCACAUGCAAAUA